GAUUUUGUGACGGAACCCACAGACCGAUCAACCCCUCUUCAUCGUCAUCUUCAUCUUCAUCACCAGUUUGUUCCCUCUGCUGUGGAGGAAGAGGAGACGGUCUCUGUUUGCUGUAACAUGAGUGAAGAUAGCAGUGCUCUGCUCAGCAGGCUGCAGCAGCUGCAGUGCCACUUCACCUGGGAUCUGAAGAAGGAUGACGUUGACUUGGAAAACCUGAGCACCCGACUGCAGGCCCACAUACAACUUCAGCUUGGGCAGCAUGGGGCAGUGACUCGAUCUUACAGCUACUUGGCUUAUGUCAGGUAUCUUCAAGAUCAACAAGAGGAAGCACUGUCACUCCUAAACCAAUCAGAGGAAACCAUUCUUGAGUGGUAUGGUGAUGAGAGCGAGAGGCGGCUCAUUGUGACAUAUGGAGAUAUGGCCUGGCUGAAAUACCACACCAGAGACUACACACAGUCACAAAGCUACUGCCAGAGAGUUGAGGACCUACUGUUGAAGUAUACCACUGGUUCCUCAACAAGUCUCCUUCCAGAGGUGUAUGGAGAAAAAGCCUGGACGUACCUCAAGUUUUCAUGGUCUUCUCUCUCAAAAGCCAUUGACUGUUUCCGUAAAGCACUUGAGGUCCAGACUCAUGACAGUGAGUGGAAUGCUGGCUACGCUAUCGCCCUCUUUCGCACAGAACAGAGGGGUUUAGAAAGCGUAAAGGAAGGUAAAGAAUCCUUGGCCAUGAAACAGCUUCGUUUUGCCUUGGAAAUUAGCCCUGAUGACGCAGUUCUGCAGUCCAUGCUGGCUGUGAAGCUGGGUGGCUAUAAGAAAUAUGAAGAAGCUGAGGAUCUGUUGAAUAAAGCACUGAAGACUGAUCCUGACAACCCUCAUGUCAGCCGCUACAUAGGAAAAUACUUUCGUAAUCAGUAUCGCCUGGAUGAGUCUAUUGAUAUGUUGGAGCGAGCGCUGAAAAGGGCCGAUCAGUCACCUUUCAUCCACCACCAGCUGGCUCUGUGCUACAAGAGGAAGAAAAUUGCCGAGCAGAGCCGCAAACCUUUCAGCAACCAAAGAGAGGUGCGGUACUGGAGGCGUCUUUGUAUUCGUUACCUUGAAGAGGCUGUAAAGAUAAGGCCAUCCUUUGUCCUUGCAUUGAGUGAUCUGGCACUGCUCUAUGCAGAGGAAAGAGAUUUAAGGAGGGCUGAGGAGAUUUUCCAGCAGUGCUUGAAGUUGGCAGAGUCAGAGAAAAGCCUUUUUCAAACUGUCCAUCAGCGCUACGCUGACUUUCAUUACUACAACAAAAAAAAUGAGGCUGAAGCCAUUGUCCACUACACCAAGGGUCUGCUGCUACACCCCAAGAAAUAUGAGUGGAGACAGUGUGCUAAGAGACUGAAGCAAAUUGCUGAGAGACGUCUGUCAAAAAACCAGGAAGAUGGCGAGGCUCAUGCUCUGCUGGGUCAGGUGGCCAAAGCUGAGGGUGACAAGAAGAAAGCUGCUGAGUUUUACGAGAAAGCUCUGGACUGCGAUGUGGACAAUGCAGAGUACCUGUCUGUCCUGUGUGAGCUGCGCAUGGAGCUGCAGUGAUGAGAACAGCAUCCUCUGAGACCUUUAUGAUCCAUUUUAAUUUUCAUUACUGCACAUCUGUUUCAUCAGAAAAAAUAUUCAUAUUUUGAGCUAGAACACUAACUGCAUGGUCAGGAAAACUAUGGCUGCUUCAUGAGUUCAAUAAACACUGAUUUUUCCUUCA
Archocentrus centrarchus (flier cichlid) is the source of this 1729-nucleotide messenger RNA. Its product is annotated as interferon-induced protein with tetratricopeptide repeats 5-like. Gene Ontology annotation, biological process: defense response to virus. Gene Ontology annotation, cellular component: cytosol. Gene Ontology annotation, molecular function: protein binding. The record is from RefSeq and is a predicted model, not a curated record. NCBI's taxonomy places the organism in Eukaryota, Metazoa, Chordata, Actinopteri, Cichliformes, Cichlidae. The transcript is spliced from 10 exons. Bases 118 to 1566 code for a protein of 482 amino acids.